This is a messenger RNA of Linderina pennispora, 777 nucleotides long. RefSeq names its product galactose oxidase. The transcript has a single exon. Gene Ontology annotation, molecular function: protein binding. The record is from RefSeq and is a predicted model, not a curated record. NCBI's taxonomy places the organism in Eukaryota, Fungi, Kickxellomycota, Kickxellomycetes, Kickxellales, Kickxellaceae. The annotation marks the transcript as partial.
AUGAAGCCGCUACGGGGGCCCACGCUGUUCCCGCGCCGCGGAUUCUCAACAGCACUGAAUGGCACGGAUCUCUACUGGUUCGGUGGAAAGGCCGGCGACAGCCUGCACAACGACCUGGCAAUCCUCGACUCGGCGUCAUGUACGGCUUCGCUGGUCAGUGUCCACGGAAACGUACCAGCACCGCGCGAAGGGCACGCUGCGUCGUUUAUUGGUCGCACGAUGUUUGUGUUUGGCGGCGAGUUGGCCGAUGGACGCUGCGACGACAACCUCUACGCCUACAAUAUGGCCAACCACACGUGGUACAAGGUGCCGAUUCAGGGUAACCCUCUAAUGGGCCGCAAGGGUCACACGGCGGUCUCGAUGGGCUCGAAGCUGUACGUGUUUGGCGGUACCGUUGACGGCUACUACCUGCAGGAUCUGGUCUCGUUCGACGUGCGCAUUGCGGCGUCGCAGGGUGCGCGCUGGACGCACAUCGACUGCGGCACCACAAUGCCGCCUGGGCGCGCCGGCCACUCGUGCAGCGUGCAUCUCAACAAUAUCUACGUGUUUGGCGGUAUGAACCAGGACAAGUGCUUCAAUGACCUGUGGGCAUUCAGCAUUGAGGAGCAGCGGUGGACAAAGGUCACGCCCCGGGGCGCGACGCCGCCGGCUCGCUACGGCCACGCCUCGGCGGUGGUUGACGACUGCAUCUUCAUUAUGGGCGGCCGGUCGCUAAAGGGCGAGCCGCUCAGCGACUUUUUCGCGUACAAAAUUUCGCUGCAGCGCUGGUACACGUUC